AUGGCGGUGAGGCGUCUCGCUCGAGCUGCCACCGUCUUGGAGACGGCGGAGGACUCGGGCAAUGCGACAAAGGUGCAGGAGGCCAAGGAGGAGGUCCAGGAGGCGAAGAAGGAGGUUCAGGAGGCGAAGAAGGAGGUUCAGGAGGCGAAGAAGGAGGUUCAGGAGGCGGAGAGGAAGGUCCAGGAGGCGGAGAGGAAGGUCCAGGAAGCGAAGAAGGAGGUGCAGGAGGCGGAGGUCAAGGAGGCGAAGGCAAGCGGCCGGACGAAGGAGUCCGAGGCACGGAGCAGUUGGUGCGAGAAGUUGCUCGCGAAGAAGUUGAAGUUUGGAGCAGCCGACCAACUGCUUGCAACAGUUGGGGCCACAUGGGACUAUUGUGGGAAGGAGGUGCUCCGUGAAAGCAUGCAGAUCCCCAUCCAGAAGCUGCACGAGCAAAAGGGGAAGAACAGUGACAAACAGCUUCAUCCUUUGUUCAUCGCAUUUGCAGGCCCAGGGCAAGGCAAGUCCCGGUUGCUGACAGAGUUCCCGGGCCUGGUCGAGCAGUGCUUGCAGAAUGUGUCUGAAAGGCAGAAACUGAAAUUCAGCAAGCAAACGAGGAGCUUCAUGAUCAGCUGCGAGAACGGCCUCUCUCCCGGGGACUGGGCCACGGAGGAGCUCAAUGCCCGACGCUUUGUGGCAUGCCGCAUGCUGUGGCAGCUGGGGAAUGCAAACAAGGAGGCUUUUCGGGAGGUCGGCGCUCCAGAGACUUUUGCAAAAUUCCGCGUCGAAUGCUCCGAUAGCCUUGUUGCAGAGGAUGUCUUUGCAGCUGUGCUGUGUGAUGAGCUCAAUCAUAGCACGGUGGUGAUCGGAGUCGACGGGAUGCAAGGUCUGCCUGGAUUUACCGAGCGCAGUGAUGCUGCGGGCAAGGACCUGCCAUUCUAUCAGGUGAUGCAGGAGGUCUGCCGCCUCAUCAACCAAAUGGAAGGUCCCUUUGUCGUAGCUUGUGUGGCCGCUUUGCAAAAUGUGAAGAGUGGACUUGCUGGCAGUCCCCAGGCCCGAGUUUUUCUGGAGCUGCCACGCGUGACCGCCGUAACCCGCAACAAACAGCCGGUGCUGCCCGGCCACCGCCUAAAAGACCUCCUGGUCGAAGACAUGGGCGGGCAUGGCAGAGCUUUGGAGUGCCUUCUAGAGGCCUUGAUGGAGAUGCCCAACGCUGCAGCAACUGCCUUGGUGGGUGCAGUUAUGAGACAAUUGAGGCAGAAGUAUCCUGACGCCACUCAGAUUGAGCCGGGUGCAGACCUCAAGGAACUGCUUCGCGCAGCUCUGUCAGGCAGAUGGAUUUUGUCUGGCGAAAUGGUCGGCAAUCUAGAUCCUGAGAAGGUGGAGCUUAUCCGCGUCAAGUUCAAGGACGGCGACUCCUCGCAGUACCGCAUCGACUUGCCCUACAUUUGGUUGUACUUGAUGCUGAGUUUGUCUAAGUUCUCUGACGAUUUGCAACCGUGGAACUUGAUGGACUACCGCUUGUUUGAGUCAGAACCAACCUGGCAACAGUGGGAAGAAUUCAAUGCCAGGUUUCGAGUGUUGCGAGCUUCUGCGUUUGAGGAUGGACAACUAGUUGACAUUGCCGAUCUACACAGGGGUGCAGUGAUCCAGCCUGACAGCUUGAAAAGCACCAAGGUCAUCAACCGGCAUCUGCAAUUUGCCAAAUCCAGGAAGCAAUUGUUGUUGAGGUCCUCAUGCUGCGGCAAUCCCAAAGCUCGGACAAAUUUACUUAAGGGACUGGGAAUGCACCAGUGCGUAGUUGAAAUGACAAACCAAAACCUUACAGUGACGUUGACUGACAAACGUGUUUUGGUCGUGAAUGCUGCCGGAGCUCCAGCUGCUGAUGCCUUUCUCAUGUUGGAAGAGGUGAGGGCAGAGGGCAACAAUCACACGAUCUCUGAAUGUUUGCAAUGCAAGAAGGGCAAUUCUCCAUUCAUAGUGGAGAACGAGCGUGACAAAGCAUGCGACACAGCUGACAUCCUGGUGCUUUUGCUGACAAGGACAGAGACUGUGCCACAAACCGGCGGACAGCGCUUGAUCUUCGUAUCUGAAGCGCAGUACCAGGAGUACUUUGGCUUCUACGCUGGUAGAGCCUUCUAUCAAACCAGGGCGGCCAAACCUUGA
This is a messenger RNA of Effrenium voratum, 2142 nucleotides long. The record is from the annotation of a GenBank genome assembly. NCBI's taxonomy places the organism in Eukaryota, Dinophyceae, Suessiales, Symbiodiniaceae.